UCAAUUUUUUUCUCUUGAUCAGCAAUCACAUGCUUUAAAUUUAUUUGGCUUUAAUUACCAGUAAUCAUAUCUCUCUCUCAUGGUUGUAUUCCACACUCUUAAUUUUUGCUAUUAAUUUAAUAUAGAACAACAACGAAUCGUACACAAACUUACACUACCAAAGCCAAAGAAAUGCCAUCAUCUCUCUCUCUCUCUCUCUCUCUCUCUCUCUCUCAAUUUUAGGCUAGGGGGAGAAACUAGACAAGAAUAACCUGCAUUUUUCUUACUUUCCAUUCUGUUGCAGAAGAGAACCAAAACAAAGCAUCAUCAUUUUUUCUUCACUCUUCAUAGGUUUUUUCAUUUUCCCCUAUUUUAUUCUCUUUCUGGGUGAAAGCCGUCUCCUUUUACACCAAGACUCCACCUUUAACUCCAUUUUCGUCCUUGUUCUCUCUCUCUCUCUCUGUCUUUUCACUUUACAAAAGUUGGUCCUCUCUUUUUGGCUAUUGCUGUUGGUCGACAACGUUGACGGCGGCUCGGCUCGCCGGAAGUCGAGGGAGAAGGCUGUGGCAGAUUUCGGGAUCUAAGAUUUUAUAGAGAGAUGAGGGACGUGGGUCAAAGAACGAGAGGUGAGGAGGCUUUGGGCGACGGAGCAGCCGUGCCACUGCUAUUUGUCGAGAAUCUGAAAGGGGCGGUGGCGGUGGAUUUAGGAAGAAGGGUGAGGCGGUGUCUCUUUGGGUGUGUGCGUGACUGGGUCGCGAGAGAGAGUGGAGGGAGAGAAGGAGAGGCGCCGGUGGUGGUGGUCGAGGCGGCGGCAAUCUUCACAGGAAAAGGAGGAGGCGCGUGUGGUUGAUUUAGGAAGAAGAUGAGGGCGGUUCAUGUUGAUUGGGGAGGGGGGCUAUACGCCAUUUUUCUUCUUGAAGGGUAAUGGCUAUACACGAUUUAAUUUAACUGGAAAAAGGAAUUAUAUUUAAUUUAGAGGUUAUGUUUGUAGGAUAAAAUUGUAAAUGUAUAAUUAUUUUUUAUUAUUAUUUUAUAUAAGAGGCUACAAAGAGUAAAAUGGGGAUGUGAAUAGAAUCACCCAUAGGAAAAUUCAUAUUCAUACUAUUAUAAAAGCCCAACUAUAAUAACAAUACAAUAAAUAGUCAUCUAUCAUUUGAUUUUAGGGUUUAGAUGCUAGACGCCCUAGAAUCUUCUCAAGUCACCUAAUUCCCCUGCUCCCUGGUUCCCCUUCUCCCUCGUCUCAUCUUCAAUUCCAGGCGCCUGGAGAUACAACAGCAGAUUGAAGAAAAAUUACCUUCUCCAUCGCUAUAUCUUCCCCUUCUCCUUAAAUCUGUAGAUCUUCUCAAAUCACACUUAAUUUCCUUGCUCCCUUCUGCAUCUUCCCCUUCUCCCUCGUCUGUUCUGCAUCUUCGCCUUCUCCCUUGUCUGCAUCUUCAAUUCCAGCGCUACCCUUUUCCCUCGUCUGCAUCUUCCCUUUCUCUCUCGUCUGCAUCCGUCGCUUUUGUUAUUGCAGGCUGAAGAAGCAAGAUUUGCGAGGAACACCCUUGUGAGAAACUUCAGAACAACACAUUCACAAACUUGAGCCCGAAGUCACAAAUUUUACCCAGCGGAUAGAAAAGCUCGAUAUUUACUGGAUAAAAGUCAGCUACUUUUGGCGGGAAACACGUUCCCCCAAAAAUCUAUGCUUUAAUAUUAGUAUAGAUUGUCUUAGUUAAUCUGUGGGAGCAAUGGAAGAUGGGAGAGGCCAAAGAGAGGCGCUGACACUUGUGGCAAGAAAGCCCAGUUUCUCGCUGCCCACCGCUUGCCCCAACUGUCUGCCUGCUUACAUUUAUCUUAAAUUUGCCAACAUCCCUUUCACUUUGGAAUUCAAUCUCAUCCAUCCUGAUUCUGAUCAAAUACCCUUUGUUGAGUCUGGUGAUUAUGUUGCUUAUAACAAUGAGAACGGUGGGGUCCUUCAGAAAUUAAAGGAAGAUGACAUUGUUGACUUGGAUGCUGAGGUGAGUGGUAUACCUGAAUGGGUAUCAUUUAAGGCGAUGGUUGAGUCAUGGCUUGCUGAUGCAGUCUUGUAUGAACUAUGGGUGGGUUCUGAUGGCAAGUCAGCACACAAGAUUUAUUACUCUGAUCUCCCUUGGCCAAUAGGAAAUAUUUUGUACUAUAAGCAAGUCUAUGCGGUGAAACAACUACUUGGGAUAACAUCAGAGAAUGCAGAAAGAAGGGAAGAAGAGAUAUAUAGAAGAGCAACUGUUGCAUAUAGUGCUUUGUCAGCUAGGUUGGGAGAACAAACCUUUUUCUUUGAAGAUAGGCCAACAAGUUUGGAUGCAGUUUUCCUUGGGCAUGCUCUGUUUACGCUUUUUGCUUUACCUGUGAGUACUUCUAAUGGUUAUAUUUGAAUCAUCAUUGAAACAUCUGUUCUAAGAAGUAAGCUCUUGGGUCAUGCUAAUCUUGUGAAGUAUGCUGAGAAUCUUAAACUGGAGUACAUAGAUGCCAGUUCGUCAUCUUCAUCAGUUCCUCAGUCAGAUCCCUCAUCAUCAGCUUCAAA
Molecule: messenger RNA, 2518 nt
Organism: Salvia miltiorrhiza (redroot sage)
Lineage: Eukaryota; Viridiplantae; Streptophyta; Magnoliopsida; Lamiales; Lamiaceae
Product: mitochondrial outer membrane import complex protein METAXIN-like
Exons: 7
Coding region: 1707-2369 (220 amino acids)
Biological process (GO): mitochondrion organization
Cellular component (GO): SAM complex
Source: RefSeq, a predicted model, not a curated record